AUGGCGAGCAACAGUGACAAUGCAACUCAGGAGGCAAUACGACAGUAUCUAUGUUGUAGACAACAAUUAAUCAGGCUUGCUGCUGCAGAAGUGAUUCAUCAGAGCAUCUCAACUGUCUCACCUGGCAUACAAUCCAUGUAUUCUGAUCCAUUUCGUGGAUUUCAAUUUACCACUCAGUUGUUGGAUCCUACCUCCCACCCACUGCGUAUUAAGAAUAUGACACGGAUGAGUGCCAGUACGUUCAUUGCACUGGUUGAUCGGCUGAGAAGUAAUACCGAUAUUCGCGAAUCCGAAGCAAUACAUGCCAUAAAGAUUGAGCAGAAGGUUCUCAUAUUCUUGUAUAUUACGACACAGGGGGUGAGCUAUCGGAACACUGCAGAGAUAUUUCAUCAUUCAUUAGACACAAUAUCCAAAGUCUUUCAUGAGGUUUUGGAAUCGCUCUGCGUACUCUAUGAGCAUUAUGUCAAGAUGCCCGAAUCCCCAAUGGAAUAUAGCAAGAAAGCUCUUGGUUCAAAUCCACGAUAUUGGCCUUUCUUCAAAGGAUGUAUUGGAGCUCUAGAUAGGACUCAUUUACCUAUUUUUAUCCUUGAUCAAGCAAUCUCAGAUGCUGGCUAUUCGCAGAAAUCCAGCUUGAUGUUGGUUCCAUAUUCAGGAGUUCGAUAUCAUCUAAAGGAAUGGGAAAAAGCGAAUUCUCAACCUGUCAAUGCUUCAGAGCUAUAUAAUCUUCGCCAUGCGAGCUUGCGAGGUGUAAUUGAGUGUGUGUUUGGGGUGUUUAAACGGCGAUUUCAAAUCUAUGAUCGAUGUCGAGAUGGAUUCUCUAUAACAACUCAAAUUGACCUGGUUUUUGCGUUAGCAGCGGUUCAUAACUUCAUGAAUCACUAUAAGGAAAUGGAUGAGCUUACUCAAUAUGAUGAGAAUUCUGAUAUUGAGGAGGAAAGAAGAGAAACGGUUCCUGCAGAUGUUCAAGAGAAUGGUGAUGAAAUAAUGAAAAAACGGGAUGAUAUUGCUAAGCAGAUGUGGAAGCAGUAUAAGGAAUAUCUGAGUGGGAAUCAUAAUAACAAUUAA
Messenger RNA from Histoplasma mississippiense, 1065 nucleotides. RefSeq lists its product with no specific name. NCBI's taxonomy places the organism in Eukaryota, Fungi, Ascomycota, Eurotiomycetes, Onygenales, Ajellomycetaceae. The transcript is spliced from 3 exons. Bases 1 to 1065 code for a protein of 354 amino acids. The record is from RefSeq and is a predicted model, not a curated record.